UUUAGAAUCGUUGCUGUGAAUGCUAUUGUUUAUCUAUUCCAACUUAACCCUUUUUCUGUUCCUACUAUUAAGUACCAGCGUGUGAAUGUGGUGAUGUUGGAACCAGAAACAAAAGGAAAAAACCAGUUCCAUCUGCCUUGGACCGAACAGCCGUCAUAUUGGGCCUUGGACCAUACUGGAAAAGGGUAAGCCGAGCGAAUGGUAACACAUUUAAGCAGUACUUACAAAAGGGGGCGACUGAUUGUCACGUUGAUAUUUUCGUGUUUCAUCAUUCAUCACGGUGUGCAGGAAAAGUAAAAUUUGUGUUGUAAUCCAGAAUAAUUCCCACCAAAAAGGGGGCAGUGCAUUGAUAGGACUUCAAAAUGUCGUUCACGUCCAGUUUUGUUUGCUUUACCAGCACAGAGUCUGACUGUAAAUGAUGGAGGAAAACCUUUCGCCAAUGACGUAUAUCUUUUCCCCCUUUAAUCUGCUUGAUAUUUCACGGGCUAAGUGUACGCACAAUAGAUGUGAAGGAUCAAAAUCUAUCAACAAUGACAGUGCAGGAAAUGGCAAAUCUUAAAUUACCAAGUAUUGUUUUUGAAAAGUUUAUUAGAUUUCUCAUCAUUUGAAACACCAACAUGCUGCUAGACCCUAUUGCAUAAGUAUUUCUUACAUUCGAAACUUUACGGCUUACGUGAAUUUCUGGUUUUGCAUUCAACCGCGAAAAGCUUAAUGCGACUUUCUCUUUAGGUCACAGGUCUCACCGUUGCAAUGCUUCCAAAGUUCUGUGUUGGGCUGGAUAAAAAAGAACUGUCGUUAUCUUCUGAGAGAAACGGGCAGGCAUCAACGAACUGGUUUCUUCAUUUUUUUCGUCAACAGUUUGUUUGGAUGGAUAUUCUUAAUCCAGGUUCACCGUGUUACGGCCAGAGACAUAGUAAGCCAGGAUUUCCCAACCUUAAGCUCACUUGAAAGUAGGAUAAAUGAAAGUCCGCACUAUUGGUGUUGGUGGCGACCAACCAGUGCACCGCUACACCUGUGAAUGCACUUAUUCGAAAGUGAAAUUGCACACCUAGGCCUUAAAUAGGCUUAAGAAUUUUCAGGGGGGAAAGUCUUGGCGGUGAUGACAUUCGGCUUCUCGUAUUAUGUUACCUGAGUGGCGAUGACUCGGUCAGCCAAUCAUCUCUCAUCGGUGGACGGCUUUUCUAUCAUACGUCAAAAUAGUCGAAGCAGUUGUGGAUUGAUUGAUAGUAUGGCUGCUUUUGGUGAUAAUGUUCAAUUUGCGUAUUAUUUUAAGAGCUGGGGGAUAUUACAGCUUCGUAAAAAUAUUAUCAAAGCUCACUGAACAUACACGUUAUACAGUCUACAUAGAACGUCGCCUUGGUGUUCGAGGAAUAAAAGAAAAUAUUCGAAUAUCCCCGCCAUUUCUCGCUUAGAAAAGGCAGCCAUCUUUCGGCUCAAAACUGGUACAUCCGCGUGUUCAAGAGUAAAUAGUCAGUUUUGUGAGGAAUCCGUUGACAAACACUCGAUGAUUCUCAUAUGCAAGCAUAGAUCUUGUACGACAUAAUUUCAGCAAACUACCAGCCAAAAUCACCUUUGAUUUACAAGCAUGCUAGCAGCAUUCAUUAAAAUGCUGAGCAGCUGGAAGCAACCUUGUUUAAGCUUUAGUCAGCAGUAUGUGUUAGCACAACGUGUGUCUAUUACUGUUCAUCACAAGUUCUCAACCCGCAAUAUUGCUGAAAAAGUUGAUCGGUCACCUACUUUUAAAGAAAGAAGUUUUGAUUUCUUUCAGAAAAGUGAAAAAUAUAAAGAUAUGUGGGUUCCUUCCAAUAAGAUGUUUCACAUCCCUGGUUACUGUGAAACAGAUGGUCAAUCCAAAAGAACAAUGACUGAUCUGAUUAUAGACUUUUCUGUGUCUGAGACCGUUUCAAAUGCUUUGAAGAAGCCAGCAUGUUAUAGCUCGUUGAUAUCAGGACCAUCUCAAGAAAAGAAUGUUUCCCUCGUCCUGGAUCAUUGCACUGGGAAUGAGGCGCUGAUUAUGGCUAACACACUAUUUCGAAUUGUGGGAGAAAAUUUUAAGAAAAGGAUUCUUUUACCGGUACCUGCUAUGCAAAGCAAAUCACUGGAUAAAGAAUUGCUCAUCUCAUCAAGAACUAGUCAUCUGGUCUUUCCUGUUUUCCUUGGAGAAGUCACAGCAAUCAAACGCUUGUUUGCGAUGCAUCUACGAACGUUUCAAAACGGACGUCUCACUCUUCCAGUGCCUCAAUGCAUUCGAAAUGAGUAUUCUCUGCAAUGCUUGGUUUACGAGUAACAUUAUAGUUUCAGCAAAGCCAAUGCUUCGCAUUGUCGAGAAUUUACUUCGGGCAGAAAUUUGUCUAUCUCCAGGCGUCUUUAGCCAAGAGACGCUCUCGAUGCUCAAAGUGCUCCGGAAGGCAGGCUUUGGAACAGACCAUCUUUUUGAAUCCUUGAUGUCAUCAUUAUCAUCCCCAAAUGCUCGGAAUUUGAACCUAGCACAAGCAACUCACGCUUUGGCACUUUUAGCUGACCAUCGCUGUCUGGUUGAUGAAAAUCUUAUCCAGAACAUCACACACCUUAUCGAAACUGCUGCUAAGAAACCAUUGCAGAUGCCUUAUGUGUUCAUGCACCCUUCUCGGGGAACGCGUGUCAAGGAUUUAACUCGCUUUUUGUGGACAGCAAGUUGUCUGAUUCCUACGAACGUAAUUUCUCAGGACAGAAUCGCGUCAGAAAUUAUAGACCAAGUGGACGCUGGCUGGAACACAGGCAGUUUCCAACUAGACCACGAUUGUCACCUGCUUUCAGAUUUCUUCCUUUCACUAGCCUGCUGGAAAAUCUAUCCUCAAUCGUUAAUCGACAAAAUCAUUGAUCGAAGUUUUAUCGAUGUCGUGCUGAGACAAAGGCAGACGAUCCGGCAGUCACGUCUAGCUCUGUUCCUGGUGGCAGCACAGAUUGAAGCUUCCCAUCUGCCGUUAGUGAACAAAUUCUUACCAGAGAUUGCUUCUAACUUACCUCCAUACAAGGUAGAAAAGGAAUUGUUGAAGCGUCCCCAACUUGCUCGUUUGGCCGGUCUGAUCGACCGCUACAGAGAAGAAUUGGGAUGGGAAAAUAUCCAUUGCUGUACAACAGUUCCACAUCUCAACUUGGCUGGUUUAACGUUCGAUCAUGAAGGGGGGAAAGUGGCAGUUGAAGUGCUAGAUUCCCAUGUCUGUAUGCGUCACAGUAAUAUUCCCGAACGUUUACUGAAUCUAAAGAUUCGACUGUCACGAGAACUAGGCUACAAAGUAAUCGAGUUGGACGUGCAGCAGACGAACCGAAAGGAGCAAGAAACUGAAGUGGAAGUUCACAUCUACAGCGACCAACAAGUGGCAAUGAUUAGAAAAUGCUUGGAAAAAUUAUAUAUGUGACCUAGACAAAUUGCUAAUAUAUGAAAAAUAGCCAUCCCCAA
Molecule: messenger RNA, 3439 nt
Organism: Daphnia magna
Lineage: Eukaryota; Metazoa; Arthropoda; Branchiopoda; Diplostraca; Daphniidae
Exons: 13
Coding region: 2253-3398 (381 amino acids)
Source: RefSeq, a predicted model, not a curated record